AGGAUGUGCGCGCGCGCGCGAUGGCUGAGGCGCGCGCUCUCUGGCGCAAUUAACGUGACAGGACAGUUCUUAAUAUACUACAGUACUUCCGGUGUUUGUGGAGUCUUUCCUCAUUAACCGGAUCCUUUUACAAAAUCCCUGUAAUGUAAAUACACGUAAUUAAUUAUAGCCCAAUAACCAUAGACAUGGAUCUGAAAUGGUCCAUUCUGCAUAAUGAGUACUUUUGGUACUUUUAAUAUAGAAAAAAAUGAAUAUCACAUAUCAAUAAUAUCGGUAACAUGACCAUUGGUACAGCUGAAUUCCUUUUGCUUUUACUAAAGUAAGAUUUUGAAUGCAGUCUAUGUGCCCUGUCCUCACUUUUGGUAUUUUUUAAGCUUUGUGAUCUUGAUUUUAAAUGUUGGGGAUGUUCCGGGUGAACUGUAAGUACGAGAUGCUCUACAAGAAAGGAGAAGAAACAACUGCCAUGGCAUCCAUGGCAUCCAACGCAUGGGUUAUAAACCCCUUUCCAAUGACAGAUACCUAUAAGUGUUUAUACUCCUCUCAGAUGAAGCAAUACACAGGCACUAAACAAACCUUCAGGGACUCGUUAUUGUAUCACCUUACCCUCCCUCCCCACACUGAAAAAUCAAUACCAGCGCAACCCAAAUGUCUGCACAGCACCGUUUAUUGUUCUUCCCCUACACCGAGCGCCGCUUCUCUUAAAACUUUGGAUAUCUUUGUAAUAACAGAGGAGCUGUUUUGAUGUGACAUCUGAAUUAAACUGGUCGUUUGGAAGGCUGAUUUCUGGUAACUUGAUGUCUCUCAUUUGGCUCACUCUGUUGCUCUCAGCAGCUCACCUGGCUGAAUGUGUGCCGGAAAAGCAGAAAAGAUCGGCUCUGAACCAGCUGACCAGGACCCUCCUCAGGAAAUAUGACUGCGGGGUUCGACCUGUCCACAACUGGACCAGUCCGACCGUUAUAUACAUAGACCUCAUACUGCAGUCCGUCCUUGAUGUGGACGGAAAGACUCAGAGCAUAACCACAAGCAUUUGGUACAGACAGAUCUGGACAGAUGAGUUCCUGGUUUGGGACCCGGAGGAGUUUGACGGUAUAAAUGAGAUCUCACUGUCAUCCGACGCCAUCUGGAUUCCUGACGUUAUUGUUAGUGAAUUUGUGGACGAGGGGAAGUCCCUACCGAUCCCCUAUGUGUACGUGAACUCCUCUGGCUCGGUCAAGUACUACCGACCCAUGCAGGUGGUGCUGGCCUGCAGCCUGGAGAUGUACGCCUUUCCAUUUGACAAGCAAAACUGCAGCCUCACCUUCCGCAGCUGGCUGCACUCAGUGAAGGAAAUAGACCUGGCGCUGUGGAGGAGUGCAGAGGCCAUCGCUAAUGAUAAGAGGGAGUUUAUGAACGACGGAGAAUGGGAACUGUUGUCCAUCCCUUCAAGCUACUGGCAAAUCCGCCAAGACGACACCAGCUACGCCCACAUCCAGUUCAAUGUGUUGAUCCGCCGGCGCCCCCUGCUGUACGUGGUGGGCCUCCUCAUCCCCAGCAUCUUCCUCAUGCUGGUGGACGUGACCAGCUUCUACCUGCCUCUGAGCAGCGGCACGCGCAUCGCCUUCAAGAUCAGCAUCCUGCUGGGCUACACCCUCUUCCGGGUCAACCUGACGGACGAACUGCCCGCCACAGCGGUCAAUACUCCACUCAUCGGUGUGUUCUUCGCUGUGUGCAUGGCGAUGCUGAUGCUCAGCCUGAUCAAGUCUAUUCUGGUGGUGAAGCUGCUCCACCACAGUGAGAAGGAGGCCAGGCAAAUGUCGGUGUCGGCCUGCCUGCUGGACAAGUACGGCUCAGCCGCUCACAGCUUCACAGAGAGCGCUCUGACCUCCGUCAGGACGCUCGAUCGCAUCAACGGAGCAGAUUAUGAGUUUGACGCCUCGCUGGAGGAAGAUCUGCUGUCCCUGAAUGAGAUCCCGGAGGUUCCAUCUGGGCUGGAGUGGCUUCUGCAGGAGCUGGUUUCCCUCCACCUGGCCUUCUCCCAGGAGGACAGCGAGUCUUCCGCUCAGGCCGAGUGGCUGGCCCUUUGCUCCAAGCUCGACUGCUUCCUGUUCCGCUUCUACCUGUUGGUCCUGGCCUCGUACGCCGCCACGCUGCUGAUGCUCUGGGCCAGCUGGAGCUUCGCCUGACCGCGUUGUCAAGGACUUAAUGAUACUGGGAAGGAACUUUUUGUUUAUGAUGUUCGUUUUUUCUGUUUCAAUGCAAAGACAGGGAUGCAGAAUCAUUAUUGCGGACGAGUGUAUUUAAAAUCUGCUUCAAAAAGAGAAAUGUUUUAUUUCGACAAAAGUUAUUGAUUAGAGUAGGAUACACUUUAUACUAUGUGACAAUAUUUAACCAUGCUGUUAAAAUAGACUGCAUCAUUUCAAUGAACCUCUUACCUUUGUGGGGUUUUCUUCUCAUGUCAUUGAACAUUCACAUCUGAUGAUUAAGUAUGAAAUCCACCUUUAAACUCAAUUGAAUGCGUACACAAGAUCAUUUUGGUUAUCAGUUAAGGGUUUGAUUUAUCGUUUAUUUUUUAUCUAUAUCCCCGUUCCCAAAUCUCAGCGGAGAUCCUUUUACCUACGCUGCCUGCCCAACCUCCACAUUACAGAUAUUACAUUGCCACCGUAGAGCAGCAGUACAGUUCGAGAUCGUUUCGCAUCUGUUAUCAUGAAUUCUCGACAGUGAAGAUUGACUCAGAGAUAACGCAUAAUGAAGCAGCUCUCUGGGGAAAAACCUCAGUGCCCGUGUGAUGUGAUGAUACUGUAUUCACACUUUAAUCUCCAUCCCACUGCCGCAAAAUAGAUCAAUAAAACCCAUCCAGAGCUCAGCUGCCGCUUCUCCGUUCCCUGUUGGUUUCCUAAUAGUCAUGAACAGAAUAUCAAAAGGGCGUCACAGCAAACUUUCCAGUGGAAAGAUCUAUAAUAACGCAAUUUUCAGUGUCUGCAGAUCUCUUCUUCCAGUGGAUCUGGUUACACGAUGUUGGGCAACUAAGCCGAAGAUGCAUGUUUAGUUAGGACUUUGCUCCUGUCUGUAUGAGGUAACAUAUGUCUUUAUUUGGGGUUCAAAAGCUUGCUGUGAGUAUGAGUGUCUCACAAGAGGGAUCUGCUUUCUCCAAAUAAAAGAAAAUCCCAUAAAUGUAUUUGUGUGAAGUGAAGUGAAAAUAAAAGCCUGAAACCAA
Messenger RNA from Gasterosteus aculeatus aculeatus (three-spined stickleback), 3193 nucleotides. RefSeq names its product 5-hydroxytryptamine (serotonin) receptor 3B (gene htr3b). Gene Ontology annotation, cellular component: postsynaptic membrane. The record is from RefSeq and is a predicted model, not a curated record. Gene Ontology annotation, biological process: monoatomic ion transmembrane transport. Gene Ontology annotation, molecular function: transmembrane signaling receptor activity; extracellular ligand-gated monoatomic ion channel activity. NCBI's taxonomy places the organism in Eukaryota, Metazoa, Chordata, Actinopteri, Perciformes, Gasterosteidae.